AUCAGUUAUGCAACACCAGGAUUUUCAGGCAGAGUGGGCUAAAAGGUCAGAGGACAAGAAAGGCUUGUCCACUCCUAUUGAGCUUCCUUACUUCCUUACUCGUAACAAUCCACUACUCCUGCUGAGGAAUAUUAUUCUGUCCCUGGUUUGCUCUCUACAGGGAAAGACAAGGGCUCAAGAUUAAGAAAAAUGCAUGAGUCACCCUUAGGCCUUCACCAUUGCAGCUAUUAGUAGUGCUUUUCAUCCAAUUAAUAAAAGCGUUGAUAAAGCUUAUAAUGUUGUAGUUUUUGUAUGGUCAACAAGUACUGCGUUGAUGCACUGUACUGCAGACUGCAUUAUACACUCAGCGGCCACUUCAUUAGGUUCACCUCUGGAUAUUCACCAUCACUAUGACCUCAGUGCGAAAGUAAAUUAACUUUAUGACAGUGUUAAAAAAACAUCAUUAACAUCUUGGUUGUUUCUGAUUACAUGAGACUGUACAGUUGUAUAAAGUGGCCACUGAGUCCGCCUCCCUCUGCAGCCUGGAGAAGAUCUGGGCUCUGACCUUUGCCCCCCGGUCCUGCAGGGGGCGGUAGUUCCCCACAUUGAACACUUUGCGUGGCUCGGUCUCAUGUCCGUGUUUACAAGCGAAGCGUGACGUUCAGGGACUCGCACUAAUACGCCUCCAAGCGCAACUAAAAGCUGUUCAUUUCCUGUAAAAAUGUGCAAAAUGCUGUCACUGAAGGCUUUUCUCAGCGAGAGGCUGACGGCGGCAGCGGAGGAGAUAUUUGGAGCUGUUGAAAAGACAAUAGCCGAGUACAAAGAGGAGAUCUGUCGCUCCAAAGAUUUAGAAAUCAGUCGUCUCAGGAUGCAGCUGAAGCUCCUCAAGUCAGACCCUCGGGCAGAUAGAUGUCUUGGAGCCCAGCUGCAGCAGCACACCCAUCACCACCACCAUCACCAUCCUCCUCCUCCUCAUCAGCAGCACCACCAGUCAGUCCCUGCUGUGGAGGCUCCCGAGUCCCAGCACUGUGAGGAGGAUGAGGGCAGCAGCAUGGAGCAGGAGCACCCGGAGCCCUCACAGAUCAAGAAGGAGCAGCAGAAGAGCCACAGGGAUUUCUGGAUGGGUCACGACGCGGAGCAACUGGACAGCCUUGAGUCAGACAUCAAAGACUUCAUCUCAUCUCCUGCAAGUCUUAAAACCAGUCUGCAGGACACCACGUUACCCUUCCACCCCUUCCACAACAACAACAGCAACAGCAGCAGCGAGGACAGUAAAGAAAAACCCUACAGCUGCUCUGUUUGCGAGAAGCGUUUCAGUAACUGCUCCCACCUCGCAGCUCACAUCAGGACACACACGGGGGAGAGGCCAUACAGAUGUGAAAUAUGCAGAAAGACUUUUAUCACAACGAGCGCUCUGAACAGACACCAGACCAUCCACACCGAGGGGAAACACUUUGUGUGUAAUUACUGUGGUAAAUCCUUUAAAUGGAUGGAGUCUCUUGGCAGACACAUGCGAAGUGUUCACAAGAGGGAAAAUAUGCCUGUAUGACACUCUGCAGCUGGACAUUGAAAACACACUCGUCCAAUAGAUUAGAUAUGUUGUUAUUAUGUAUUAGUCAUCUAUGAUUUAAUUAUAUAAAAUAGGUGCAAACAAAGAAUGUAAUGUCUGUUUUCUAUCAUUAGUUGUGAAUUAUGUUGUUAAAUGUGCAUGGACCUGAUGAAGCCUUGUGUACAAAAACACUAGCUGCAGUAACUUAUGUGUAAAUAAACUGUCGGAGUACCCUAAAGUUUUUUUUUUUUUUUUUUGUAAAAAAACAAAACAAAUUACGGCCAAUUUAUUCUUACAGAAUAAAGUCCAAAUACUCAAAGUACUCUGGUAUGGUUCAAUGUUUUCUGCUUUCUGAAGCAUAACAUUAGAAAAGGGAGGCUGCACUGUGCUCCAGUAGGUGGCAGUAACAGCAUUUCAUUCAUAAUUUCUACAACAUCUAGACUAUUUGUUAGUGUUCAGGCCCUAGUGUCUAAUGUAGUGAGUGUGUGCUUCCUCUCUGGGAGCUGCAGUAAUCUCAGCCUGUAGUCUCUUUUUCACAAUAAGAAAACAUUAAAAAAGAUGAAGAUGGUAUGAUCGACACACGCAGUAUAUUUCCUUCACCUAAAUAGUUAUAAGAAUAGUAUAACGACCAGAUUAAAUGGAUCCAUGAAAGGGAGAUAUCCAGGAUACAACCACAGACCAUUUAAAAUUAAAAUUUUACUUUGGAAUCAAAUAUUUAAAUGCUAUGGGGAUUUUUCUCCAAUCUUUCCCAUGUGAGAAGUUUCUGUCUACUGUAAGUGAGGACAUAACUGUGAAGAGAAGUAACCUCUCUUUCCCUUCUUUUUAUUUACUCACAAAUUACAUUUUGUUUUGGAAAAAUAAUCUCACUUAACGUUGUCUGACGGUAUCAUAUAUAGUUUCCUGUAUCAGCUUCUUCCAGCGCUUCAUCGGUUCCAAACUUUCAUGGAAACUAUCCGAUUUCUACACUGAAAUAUUAAAAUCCAAAACUCCAUGUUUUUCAAAUGGAAACAUUCUAGUUGUCUGGUGCAUUAAAAAAAAAAAAAAAAAACUCAAUUCCAUAAAAAUUCUGCUUGACAUACUGUAAUAGAUGU
Seriola aureovittata is the source of this 2619-nucleotide messenger RNA. RefSeq names its product zinc finger protein 3 homolog. The record is from RefSeq and is a predicted model, not a curated record. NCBI's taxonomy places the organism in Eukaryota, Metazoa, Chordata, Actinopteri, Carangiformes, Carangidae. The transcript has 2 exons. The coding region runs from base 701 to 1528 and encodes 275 amino acids.